This is a messenger RNA of Alnus glutinosa, 375 nucleotides long. RefSeq lists its product as uncharacterized. The record is from RefSeq and is a predicted model, not a curated record. The transcript is spliced from 3 exons. Bases 1 to 375 code for a protein of 124 amino acids. Lineage: Eukaryota; Viridiplantae; Streptophyta; Magnoliopsida; Fagales; Betulaceae.
AUGUGUGUGAUAGACCUAGAUCUCUGCUUCACCUAUGUGUACACUGGUAAGGAGGGGAGUGCGCACGACUCCCGCAUUUUUACAAUGUGUGUGAAUGAUCUGACACUAAGCUUCCCAACCCCUAAAGAAAGUUCCUUCUACCUGGUGGAUUCCGGGUAUGGUUGCUAUCAGGGGUUCUUACCACUGAAGUAUAACGGGAUGAUUGAUCCACUAUUUGAAGUAGCUUUGCGCAGACUAAACCCUUGGGUUGAUGCUGAUGAUCAGCAGGAAGUAGGAAUGGCGCAAAACAUUGCACCCAGGGAACAACCUGACCAAUCAAAUGCCAGUUCCAAUUAUAUGGGAAAAGUAAGGGAUGUAAUGACCUUAAGUAUGUGA